AUUAUUCAUUUUAGUCUCAUUUGCUCACAAUUUUUUCAUUAUUGUGCGUCCCGUCUUAAUAAAUAAUUUUCAUUUGUACGAUUUUCUAUUCAGUAUAAUGGCUGGUGAAGUUAUUGUUGAUGCCUUGCCUUACAUCGAUCAAGGUUAUGAUGAUCCUGGUGUGAGAGAAGCGGUGUUAUCUAUGGUAGAAGAAGAAACUCGUCGAUAUCGACCGACUAAGAACUAUCUUGAACAUCUGCCACCUUUGAAUUUGCAUGCAUUUGAAACUGAAGUCAUUAAAACUGAAUUUGAAAGAUUACAAGCAAGAUUACCAAUGGAUGUAUUGAGUAUGAAAAGGUAUGAACUGCCUCAACCUCCUGCUGGGAAAAUGACUGAUUUGGCAGCUUGGACAGAAUGCGUAGAUAAUUCAAUGGCACAACUGGAACAUCAGGCGACUCGAAUAUGUAAUUUAGAAUUAAUGAGCAUCUAUGGUUGUGAAACAUGGAAAUCAUGUAAUGGUGUUUUAGUUCAGAUGGUGAAUCAGGCUCAGAAGCAACUCCAAGACUUAAGGAAGAAAAUAAUGGAUGUCAACUGGAAAAGGAAGAAUGCUCAAAAUAGUGCUGGCGAAAAAUUAAAGGAUCUCGAAUCAAGUUGGGUAGGUUUAGUGAGUAAGAAUUACGAAAUUGAAAGAGCCUGUGCUGAAAUAGAAAAAGAAAUCACUGUUUUGGAACAGAAGCUGAGUAAAAGAAAAAUGACUGGUUGAAAAAAAUAUUUUUAAGCCUACACCUUGAGAUAAUUUUGUAAGUCAUCUGUAAUUAUGAAUGCCAUACUUGUAUAAAAUUUUGAAUAAAUAUUCAUAAUAAAAUA
Parasteatoda tepidariorum (common house spider) is the source of this 846-nucleotide messenger RNA. The record is from RefSeq and is a predicted model, not a curated record. Lineage: Eukaryota; Metazoa; Arthropoda; Arachnida; Araneae; Theridiidae.